This is a messenger RNA of Pantherophis guttatus, 2303 nucleotides long. The record is from RefSeq and is a predicted model, not a curated record. Lineage: Eukaryota; Metazoa; Chordata; Lepidosauria; Squamata; Colubridae.
CUCGGGGGAAGGCGGUGGACGGGAAUGGGGGGCCGGCGGGUCUGGGAGUCGGUGUUGGGGUCCUGGAACGCGAGUCUAGAGGCCGGUAUCCCUGCUUUACAUCUGGGCUACACCUGAAAUGAAGUUGGCUUGUCUGAUCUCAGAAACCUGAUGAAUUCUGCGUUGGGUAUUUCCAGUCCCUUCCAGAACCUCGCCUCCGAAUCAGAGAGCGACCUCGUUCAGAAACUGAAGAAGGAACUCCAGCUGGUACUUGCAGAGCUGAAAGAUCGUGAUAAGGAGCUGAACAAUAUGGUGGCUGUGCACCAGAGACAAUUUUUGGCGUGGGAGGAUGAUCGUCAGAAAAUACUGACCCUGGAAGAACGAAGCAGCAGGUUGGAAAAUGAGCUACAUAAGAGAAAUGAAAUGAUAACUACUCUGACCCAGAGAUUAAAGCUCCUGGGGUCCCUGCAGAAUGACUGCAGUUCGACGCUCGAAAACACUCAGCAGAAGCUGCAGGAGCUGUCUCGAAAAGCCUCCGACACGUCUCUUCAAUGUCAGACCCUCGAGGAGAAAAACCAAACCUUGGUUGGCUCCGUGAUGGACCUCUCGAACCAAGUGGGUCAGCUUCAAGCUAGAGAACAAGACCUCCUGACACUUUUAAGGCUCAAGGAUGACGAUAUCCUUGAAGCAACCAAUCAGAUCGCCGAGUUUACCAGCAAAUUUAAAAAGUUAGAAAGUGCCCUGUGCGCAUGCAAGACGCAAGAAAGGAGUUUCAGCGAGGAGAAGCAGAAUUUUAAACUCAGGAUGAAGGAAAUGAUGUCAGAAGCAAACAGACUAAAAGGGGAUCUCAGUGAAAAAAUAAAGGAAAACAGUGCCCAGCGGGAAGAAAUUAUACAGCUCAAGCAAGAAAAUGUUUAUUUAAGUAGUGAAUUAAUGCUUACCGCCGAGAGGGAAAAUCGGAAAGUUCAGCUGCUUCUUUCCGCCAAAUCGAAACAGCUUCGGACAGACACGGAACUGAACAAUUUGAGACAGAUCUACCUGAAGCAGCAACAGGAUCUCCAGUUCCUGCAUUUCCACCUGGAAAGUUCCCAAGAGAAACACAGGACAGAGUCUCAGGAUGGAAGCCCAGGAAUGGUUUUGUCGGAUCUCGAGACCAGCGGCGACCGAGACUCCCUCCACGGCGAAGUCGUCCAGGAGAUCCCAACCCAUUUCGUCCACCUUCCCGACUGUCCUUUGAAAAAGGCCGGCCACCCCUGCCAAGCCCAGAGCAGGCAGCAAGAGCACCUACACGAAGGGUCGUUUUGCCAUCCCAGACACUUCCGUCGGGAAGAAGGGAUGCUGAGCAGUCCCAGGAGCGCCGGGGAGGUGGAAGACCGCUCGGCCGCAUGGCUGGACAAUCCCCGGAAGUCCAGAUCCAAGGAAACUGUUUGGAUGUCGGAGCUGGGCCCGGUGACCUCUUUACCGAGACACAAACAUUGGUUUGAAGCCAACUUCUGCGCAGCGACCUCAGGAUGUUUGGCGCCCAGGUUCUUCGACAAAGCCAGCGGGGAUUGCAAAGAUGCCCCCGCGGACCCGGGCAGAAUCCCCCCUCGGCAAAAACCCCGUGUGCCUCCCCAUCCGGGGAACCCCGCCUGCGAAUUGGGCUGCUCAGCCUGCAGCGCCGUCCGUCAAGCCAGCCUCUACCGCUCCAACCGGGAGUGGGCCGAAAUGCUCAAGCCGGUGAAGAACAACGGCAGUGCCUUAUGGGGUGGGGAGUUGUCCCCGAGGCCUCCGGAUGCUCCCGAGUUGAAAAGUGACCAGGAUGGGAGUCUGAACGGUUUCGACUGGGACGGGCCGUGUUUCACAUCAACCCAGAGGUCAAAGGAGACGAAAGCUCCUGAGAUGCCCUCCGCCUCAGACCAUCCUUCAGACCUCCGGGCACCCAGCGGGUGUAACCAGCUUCCCACCCACUGCGAUUCUCGCUCGCCCGACGACAAGCUGCAGCAGAUGUUGGCCGAAACCCGGCAGAUGGUCACCCACCUGGAGCACAGCCACCUGCUCAGCGCCAGCCCUCACUACAGUCCGACCGGCAGCCUCCACACAACAGCGGACGAUCCCAAAUCCGUUUGUGAACGCAAGGAGCCCGUAGAGGAAGAUUCUAGAAGGAAACUUCCUCCUUUUGCUUCUCAAGAAAGAAAAACCCCUUCCUGAAGGCAGAACAUAUCCUCCUCGGAUUUGUCACCCACCACUCAAUUUGGGGGAGAGAAAAAAAAAAAUCCUCAAAACUCACAGCUCAGUGCUGGCGAUCGUCCCCCCAACUAUAUAUAUAUAUAUAUUUUAAAAAA